Molecule: messenger RNA, 1341 nt
Organism: Penaeus chinensis
Lineage: Eukaryota; Metazoa; Arthropoda; Malacostraca; Decapoda; Penaeidae
Product: vegetative cell wall protein gp1-like
Exons: 6
Coding region: 1-1341 (446 amino acids)
Source: RefSeq, a predicted model, not a curated record
AUGAUUUUACAUUGGGAAUUCCAGCUGACACGGACACAAUAUUCUCUCAAAAUACAAUGGGUCGAAAAGGCUUUCAGGCGGGGUCGGAGAUCUGUGGAAACGGCUCCUAUCACAGGGCGACCCCCGUCUGCCAUUGAUGAGGACACCAUCCAUCAAGUGGAGUUAUCUGUUCCCAGGGAGGAACAUCACGCUCGGGAGAGGGAAGAACCAAGUCUAUUCGUGAGCGUCAUGGCCAGAUAUAGUGUGAUGAAGAUUUUUGCCUUGGCGCUGAUCGCAGCCGCAGCAGGACUGCCCCAAGGAGUCAGCGUGGGGCCUCCGGCGCAAGCCAAAGCACCGGCGGCCCAGGCCAGCCUCGGUCCGCAGCUGCCUCUCGCCCGGCCGCAGAACCACUUCUACCCCGGUGCGGACGCGCUGAACAACCCUCACGUGCCUUACCCCCUGUCCUUCCGCCUGACGAACGGCAUCGGAAAUGCCCUCCAGGCCACUGAGUUUCACCUCGGCGGUGUUCCUCUGCCCAUGAAUCAGCAUCCCAUUGGCUCGUCCGCUGCUCUUAGCUCUGCUGCCCAUGCUCCGUUCACUCCGGCAGGGCCUAUGUUUGCUCAGUCUGCCCCUGCUUCCCAUGGUCAUUUAGCUAAAGCUCCCAUAUCUCCAGCUACCCAUGCCCCUCUCGCGCCAUCUGCCCCCCUCGCGCCAGCUGCCCCUGCCCCCCUCGCGCCAUCUGCCUCCCUCGCGCCAGCUGCUCCCUUCGCGCCAGCUGCCCUUGCCUCCCUCGCGCCAGCUGCCCCUGCUCCCCUCGCGCCAGCGGCCCCUGCCCCCCUCGCGCCAGCCGCCCCUGCCCCCCUCACCCCAACUGGCUUAGAAUUCUAUAAUCCGACCCUACAGCCAUCGCUCGCCUCCACGGCAGCCUCUCCCACCAUCGUCCCCAAAGCGAACGCCCUCACCAAGAGCGCGCUCCCGUCCUCUACAGCGCCUAUGAUGGUCCUGAACCUCCAAGAAUUUGCGAACAAGCCAGGAACGACGAGCGGCACCUCCCCUCACCUGCCUUUUAUUGUGAUCGUCCCCAAAGACUUCGCUCUGCAAAAUCCUGCGCCAAAGGCAGCGUCACCCGCAGUCCGACCGCAAAGAUCAGUCCUUCACUCGUCCGUCUAUAACACUGAUGCAGGUUUUGCGUCGGCACUGCAGCAGCAAAGAGCAUCGACCGACACCGACUUUAGUACCAAGGACUACCACUCACUGUCAGCAACAACUGACUACUUCUCAGACAGUAUCCUUGCAGCCUUAAGUCAAGCGGCCCCUGAAAACACUCAAAGAAGAUACGUGUACGCAGCGGCGUCCCAGUGA